Molecule: messenger RNA, 636 nt
Organism: Eimeria acervulina
Lineage: Eukaryota; Apicomplexa; Conoidasida; Eucoccidiorida; Eimeriidae
Exons: 1
Coding region: 1-636 (211 amino acids)
Source: RefSeq, a predicted model, not a curated record
AUGUGCGCAGUAGCGACAGAACCUAAUGCCAUUCCAGUCUCCCUUCAGUGGACAGAGAAGCUGAUCCAUAAGGAGCAAGGGGCGCCAGUGGGCGAUCUAGGGCCGUCCGCUUGUCGGAAGCUGUCCGCAGAGGGACGGACAGCUGCACAGGCUCCCUCAGGCAGCAGGGAGGUGGCGCGUGAUACCGACAACAGCCGAGAAGUGAAUGACGGAGUAUCUCUUGAGGCCAGUCAAUCUGUCGCAAACGUUGAGUUGCCACCGUGGUGGCGGGAGCUCGUUUUCAAUGAGGGCUCCAAAAUGGAAGGAAUGCUAUGCAGCGUGGGUACGCCCGCCGUACUAUCCGUGGAGGUGGUAGGGCGCUCCUGUGAGGCGCUCCGAGACACUAGAGCCUCACGCAGUUUCAUCAACCCUCGAGUGGUUGACGCCUUACAGCUGAAAGUGAGGAAACUUUCGGAUAUGUGUGUAUUUACCGUUGCGAACGGUGCUCAGUUGCGUAUUGAUCGAACCGUGAAGAAUUUGACGGCCUGGUGUGGACGUGAAUGUUUUGCCGGGGAUUAUCUAGUGGGCCCAGUUCCCUAUGAUAUAGUCCUCGGAUUUGAUUGGUUGACGAAGCAUAAAGUUUCCUGGUACCUCUAA